Messenger RNA from Pieris napi, 1651 nucleotides. Its product is annotated as retinol dehydrogenase 14-like. The transcript is spliced from 5 exons. NCBI's taxonomy places the organism in Eukaryota, Metazoa, Arthropoda, Insecta, Lepidoptera, Pieridae. The record is from RefSeq and is a predicted model, not a curated record. The coding region runs from base 263 to 1267 and encodes 334 amino acids.
CAAUUGUCAAUUGUUCUUUCAAACUUUCAAAGUGAUUUUAUUAAAAUAUUAUUUAUUUCGAUGUUUGUGAAUAGUAAUUAAAUAAUAGUAUUAUUUCAAAGUUGAAUCCACAGUUGAAGCUCUUAUUGCCUUAAUACAAUUUUUUCAAGAGUAAAAGGCAUUGAAGUUUGACCGUAGAAACCUUGAGGAUCAGUCAUCAGCGUUAUCAAACUACGAGCGGGCCUGUUUAAAUUACGGGUGCAAGGUUUAUUUAGUGUUAAAAAUGGUGUCUUCCUCAGUAAUUUAUGCGGCGGUUCCUAUUUCUCUUGCCGUGGCUUUGGGCUUAAUACGGCAUUGGAGGUCACGGAAUUGGGCUAAAUGCUUAAGCAAUUCCUGUUUGAAGGGAAAAACCUACUUGAUAACGGGUGCAAACAGUGGUAUUGGUCUCGAAACGGCCAGAGCUUUAGUUAAACGAAAAGCUCGGGUUAUAUUUGCCUGCCGUGAUCUAGCGAAAGCCAAGGAAGUAGCUGUUGCUAUGCGAGAAGAAGAAAAGUGUGGAGAACUUGUUCCAAUGUAUCUAGACCUUGCAUCACUUGAAUCAAUAGAGAAGUUUGUAGAAGUUGUUAAAGUUGGUUUCUAUAAAAUUGAUUGCCUCAUAAAUAAUGCUGGUGUGGUGGUGCCAUUGGCGAAGGAUGAGAAAACCAAAGAUGGCUUUGAAAUACAUUUAGGGGUUAAUCAUUUAGGCCACUUUUAUCUCACUAACCUAUUGAUUGAUCUGUUGAAAAAGGCUUCUCCAAGUAGGGUGGUUAUGGUAUCGUCCACUCUUCACGAACAUGGAAAAUUGAACUUUAAUGAUCUAAAUUUAAGAGCUGAAAUUGAAGCAGCUAAGAAAGGGAAAAAGGAUCGUCAUAAUCCCGGUUACUGCAAUUCAAAGUUGAUGAAUAUGUACUUUGCUAAAUCCCUGGCAGCAAAAUUACAAGAUAAUUGUGUCGAUGUUAACGCAUGCUGCCCUGGGUUCUGUUAUACAAACCUGUUCAGAAACUUCGUGAAAUGGUAUCACUAUAUCGUACUCGCUCCAAUGGCUCUCCUCUUCAUGAGAUCAGCGAAACAGGGUUCAGAGACUGUGGUGUUCUGUGCCACAGACUACAGCAUCGAAGGACAGACUGGUAAAUUCUACCGCGACUGCGCAGAGUACACCUCGAAAUAUAAUUUCACGAAGGAGGAAGAAGAAAAACUGUGGGAGGUCAGCGAGGCAAUGAUCAAAGCGCGGAAGCCGCUUCAAAAUUAAAUGUGUUAAUAAAGGAAUCCUGACAAUGCAUUUUUUUGUUUCUUGGUUCUACGAGAGCGAGGAGCAGUUAAGGAUCAAAGCAGUCAUUUCGUCGUAUCGUUUAAAUACUGGAAAUAAUGUAUAAGUUUAAUUUUGACUGUAACGCAGUUUCGUUCAUUAAAUAAUAUAAGAAAUGGUUAUUACAUAAAUGAUUUAUAUGAGAAGGUAAUUUAGAUAAGUAAAUGAUAAAUAUUUUUAUAUAAUAUCUCUCGAAUUUUAUAUUUAAUUAAUAAAUUAUAAGAAACAACGUUAUAUGUUAAGUAAUUAGGCGGUUAGGUUCCAAAGAUUAAUGAAAAUGUAGACAAUAAAUAUAGUGUAAUUUGAAAAUAAACAAUUGUAUUUAAA